Molecule: messenger RNA, 834 nt
Organism: Hypoxylon fragiforme
Lineage: Eukaryota; Fungi; Ascomycota; Sordariomycetes; Xylariales; Hypoxylaceae
Exons: 2
Coding region: 290-457 (55 amino acids)
Source: RefSeq, a predicted model, not a curated record
GUACAUGCUAACCAAGAUGGAUGUAGAUGGUUUUGAUUUACCCGUCGCGUACCGUGCCGUCCUUUGCUGCGAGUGCUGACGUGGUUUUCUUCUUCUUCUAUUAUUCUGCACAUAAACAAACCCUUCCCCUUGUCGGCCCCCCUAACUAAAAAGAACGAAAAAUUGGAAAGAAUUAUGGCUACCGAACCAGCUAAAGUGCAAGAUAUUCCAGCGGUGUGGGAUCUCGUUUCAACUGCCGCUGCUCGCCUUACAGUGAGGGGAGGGGGCCCCCUAACCAUUACCUAGGAUUAUGUACCCACCCCUGCUGCUGCUGCUGCUGCUGCUGCUUGCUUGCUUGCUGCUGCUAUGGGAAGGAAACGCCAUCCGCCAAAUGUUAGGAGAAUUCUUUUCUUUUCUUCCCUUUCCCUUUUUUCUCUCGCUCUAUCCUUCGUUGCAUGAAAAGCGAAUCUACAAAUGAGAUGAGCGUGGGUUAAGAUAGGUCCAGAUCGGGUGAGCCAGCCUGCCUGCCAGCCAGCCCAGGCUGCCAGUCCAGCCCGUCCUCGGCAAUGCAAAGCAUUCACAUUGCCACUUGAUUAGCGUUACAUACACCAGUUACUAGGUACUACACAGCUACCUAGAACCUAGUAUUUACUGCAUCUGAACAGGUACACACAACUUGAACCAGGUCCCAUCUAGGCCUCGCGUAUGUAAGGCAAGGCAGGUGAGUAGGUAGGCAUGUAUGGUAUGGUAUGUAUGUGUAGGUAGGUAGUUAGGUAGUUCACAUAAACACACAAGACAGAUCAGAUGGAGCCGAAGCUCGGAUCUUCCACGAUCACCACUCCCUUCCCCUUCCCU